This is a messenger RNA of Lampris incognitus (smalleye Pacific opah), 1384 nucleotides long. It is a transcript of the gene camk2n1a, whose product is annotated as calcium/calmodulin-dependent protein kinase II inhibitor 1a. The transcript is spliced from 2 exons. Gene Ontology annotation, molecular function: calcium-dependent protein kinase inhibitor activity; protein kinase binding. Gene Ontology annotation, biological process: negative regulation of protein kinase activity. NCBI's taxonomy places the organism in Eukaryota, Metazoa, Chordata, Actinopteri, Lampriformes, Lampridae. The record is from RefSeq and is a predicted model, not a curated record. The coding region runs from base 1 to 240 and encodes 79 amino acids.
AUGUCCGAGGUACUGCCAUACAACGAGGGGAAAAUGAGCGGCUACGGGGCGGACAGCGAGGUCAGUCAGAUGUCCUUUAGCUGCGGACUUCAGGACACCAGCGCCUUCUUCGCGGCGUCGCAGGCGAAAAGACCCCCGAAGCUGGGACAGAUCGGCCGGGCCAAGCGAGUGGUGAUCGAGGACGACCGAAUAGACGAGGUCCUGAAGGGGAUGACGGACAAGUCGUCACCUGGCGUCUAAAACGCGCUGAACGAUGCCUUGCAAGACUUUUUAUUUUGAUCACCGAUUUGAAGCACUUGUCGGCUGUGCAUGUUCGAGGAUUUUGGGAGACAACGAUGGCACGAGGCGAAGACAAGGAUGGAUUAGGAAUGGAAGGAAGAAGGUGAAAAGACGAAAGGAAGAGAGAUAAGAGAAAUAGAAAGCUAAGAUAGAGAGAGAGAGAGAGAGAGAGAGAGAGAGAGAGAGAGAGAGAGAGAGAGAGAGAGACUCUGGAGGGGAAAAAGAGACCGAGAUUUAUUAUGGGAUUGCUGGCAAUUCUCCAAACGAAUCCCGAUUUGAGCAACUGCUGCGUAGCCAGAUGUUGAGAUGGCGGACGCUGCUCCGUUUCUCAACCUCUGCUGAAAUCUAACGGAUGAACUUGUCAUUACACCACUUCACCACCGCCCCCCCCACUCCACUCCCCUCCCCCCACCACUCUUUUUCUUUUUUUCUUUCUUUCCAAAAAGCGCUGUAAUGCAAAAAAAAUAAAUAAAAAAAUACUGCAACUAAAGGCUGAACCCCCCCCUCCCCCAAACUCAAGCUUCCACCUCAACAGUAUAUAGGCUCGGUAUAGGCUAAACUCCAAGCCCCCCCUCCCCCUCCCCCGCCCCUCCCCCUUUACACGCUCUGCAUUGUUGAUUCAGUCCGUCAGCGGCGUUGCAUUUAAAGGAGCUGUCCUUUCAGCACUGACCCGACGACAGCGAGUUCCGGUCGCUGCUGAAGCUUUUCUUCUUCUUCUGCUUCUUCUUCUUCUUCUUCUUAAAACUGACCAACAUAAAACUCUCAAGUCCACGAGCUAGAGGAGAGCCGUUGUAUGUAAAACCAUAUAUCCGAGGCUGGUGCAAUGUUAAUAUUGUCUUUAUUAUAGACCCAUUUGGUUUGCCCCCCCCCUUUAAAAAAAAAAGAAAAGGUCCCUUGCUACACGCUACAUUUCCCCCCCCUUUUUUUGCAUUACACCCCCCAACGGUUAAGGGUGCAGGUUGGCGCCUUCAUGUAGCUACAAUCUCCACCUGCGCACUUCCUCCUUUCUGAACCCCACAUUUCCAAUACUCCAACACCAAGAGGCCAGCAGAGAUGUGGAGGUCAUACAGUGGUAAACAUGUUUGAAAAUAGUAGAAAUGAUACU